This is a messenger RNA of Trichomonas vaginalis G3, 1143 nucleotides long. RefSeq lists its product as uncharacterized. Bases 1 to 1143 code for a protein of 380 amino acids. The transcript has a single exon. NCBI's taxonomy places the organism in Eukaryota, Parabasalia, Trichomonadida, Trichomonadidae. The record is from RefSeq and is a predicted model, not a curated record.
AUGAAAGUAUUCAGCAAGUCAUUAGUGAAAAUAAAAAAGGGAAGUAUCUUACCAAUUUCUAGCGCCCUCAUAUCGAAACCAAGAAAACGCGUCCGAUCGAGCAUAGAGAAUAUGAAUCAAGUCAAAUCUGUGAUGAUCGAACCUGUAUUUAAUAAUAAUCAGCAAGAAAAUGAUGACUGUAUUAUUUAUAAUUUUGAGUUUUUAUCGACAUGGGGAUCAUCAAAUGAAGUAUCUUGUUCAUCAAUUUGGUUUCUUGACGCCGGAAGGAGAAGGACUAAGCCAAUUGCAAUAAAAUCAGAAGAAAUUUCUGAUCAAAGGCUUUUAUCACUUCUCUAUGAUGCAUCUCUUAUUAAAUCAGAUAGCCAGAAAACAUUUUGUUAUCAAUUUUCGAAAAAUGGAACUUGCCAUACAUUGAUAUCAUUCUAUUUUAGACCUGAAGAUGAACCAGCUUACUGUCGAAUCUGGAAUACUCCAGAUGGUAAUGAUACAUCAUUAAAAGACUUUAAAAUUUUCAUUGGCAAUAAUGAAAUUGUUCGGAAAGAAGUUCCCAUCAAUUUUGGUAUAGAAGUUUCUCUUGAUAAUGCUAUUAGAUUGUCAAGGCAGAUGAAACAAAAAAUCAGUCAAGACUAUUUGCUUGCAUUAAAGCCUACUCUAAAAGAUGAUUUCGGAACGUUUCCUAUGAUGCAAUUUAAUAGAAUAUCAUUAACUUUUCAUUCAAAUCAUGGAUCAAAAUCCUUGUUCGGUAUUAAUGGACUUGAAAUUUUUGAUGAAAGCCAUAAUCGUAUCAAAUAUGAAGAUAUUUCAUUUUGGAAAGUCAAAAAUACCAUUUCUCAUACAAAUCUCAGAAACAUUUUUCAGCCUAAUGAAAAAACAGGCUCUUACUCUGAUCCAUUUGUCAUGGAAGUUGGUAAUUUAGAUGAAUAUCCAAAGCUUGUAUUGAAUCUAAAUUACCCGAGAGUAAUUGGUCUUAUAAGAAUAUACAACGCAAAAAUAUCCGGAUAUAACCAUAUUGGAAUAGAAAAAUGCACAAUUAAGCUUGGUAAUUCAUUAAAAAUUCAUAAAAAAUUCGCCAAAUCUGACACUGUAGAUGUUUGGCUAACUGACUCAAUGGAAUAUAGAGAAAAAAUCGAAUCAAGUUUCUAG